Messenger RNA from Clarias gariepinus (North African catfish), 3481 nucleotides. It is a transcript of the gene tsnaxip1, whose product is annotated as translin-associated factor X interacting protein 1. The coding region runs from base 572 to 2617 and encodes 681 amino acids. The record is from RefSeq and is a predicted model, not a curated record. The transcript is spliced from 17 exons. Lineage: Eukaryota; Metazoa; Chordata; Actinopteri; Siluriformes; Clariidae. Gene Ontology annotation, cellular component: cytoplasm.
GAGACAGAAGUAGAGCUAAGUACAUGUAGUUUUGGAAAUGUAUAAGUAAACAUGUAUUGUGUUCGCAAAUCAGCUUAUCAAAUACAAUCGCACACAUUUAAAUAUAUUAUUGGCGUGUAUUCAGAACUAAUAUUCCUAUAUAUACAGGCACAGAUUGGAUGCGACAUCUUUUUCUAGCUGCUCUUUAUGUAACGGAUCAUACUAAUCCCUGUGUUUUUCCAGUGGCCCACAAACAUCAAUACAAAAUAGCUUAUAACGAAAGUUUUUUUUUUUAAAUAAAAAAUGGCCUGCUUGUUUGGACUUGGUAAUAUUGUCCAUGAUGUUUUUAUUUUUUAGGAUGUUGUUUUUUAUUUUUACAAUGUUCAUUUCACAAUGUUAAGUUUUAUACAAUUAUUAUCUAGGCUGUAUAUUGUGUAGUUAUGUAUGUAGUUGCUAUUAUAUUUCUGUAUGUUUAACACUUUAUUCCGGAUAGAAAUAAGCUCUGAAAAACAAGUUCAUGGAUCAUGUGUGAACUGUAUUAGGUGCCUGAAAACCGCCUUAAGGAAAUUAUGAGGGGGAAAAAACAGAAAUUAUGAUAGAUGACAUGACGAAGGACAUCCAUUUGCCACCACUGUCAACGUCUGAAAGCAGGUUGUCAUCAAGCAAUGGUACUCAAGGGCAGUUGGGGUCUGUGUCAAAAAUACUCAAAGUUACAGAUGGAUGUGGCUCUGGUUAUCUUUCUACUUGGCCUGCCCAUGUCAGCUGUCAGGUUGUCCAACCACACAGUCAAAAACACACUGGCCCUGGAGCAAAUAGAAACCAUGGAUGCAGUGAUGAACUUGGAUAUACUGUAUCUAAGCCACGGUUCCUGGAACAGCUGGAGUGUUAUCUCAGGAGAGAACUGGCAUCUUUAGACAUGAAAAGCCCGAAACUGCAGCAACUCAAACUUCAGGCAUAUCGAGAAGUUUUUGACUGUUUUAUCGAAGACUUUAAAACAUACAAGCCACUAUUGUCCGCCAUCAAAAAUGAAUAUGAGAUUACUCUAGCUUAUCUGCAACAGAAGAUCCAAGAACUGGAGCCUCUCCGUGCCCAGAUAGUGCUGCUGAAUGAACGGUGUGAGGAGAGGAUUCUGGACCUGAGGAAGCAAGAGAGAGCUGAGAUAACGGCUUUGAAACAAGAGCGCCAACAUCUGCAACAAGUCAUAGAAAGCAUGAAGGAGCAACAGAGAGCUUUGCUGAGCCAGGUUUCACAUCUAGAAGAGGACCUUGCAAGACAGUAUGUGCUGUACAGGGAGGAACGUGAUGCCCGCAGGCUUCUCAUUCACAGUAUCAGCAGCACGAGCUUCAGCCCACAGGAGUCUGAUUACACCCUGGAUGAUGAUGCUGUGAAUCUAAAGCUGGCUUUGGAUGUUUGUAGAGGGGAUCUAAACAAGGCCCAGAUGGAGCUCAAUCACUUGCAUGCAGAAUAUGGAGAUGUGGUUCCACGUAGAGAAUGGGAGAACCUAGAACGUAUGUACCAGGAAACCCUCAUAAAGCUGGAGACCCUACAGUCUGACUUCAACCAAAUGAAGAUGGAAUAUGACACAUUGCUAAAUUUACAUCAGCAGAUCAGUGUACAGAGAGACAGCCUGGAUAGAACAGCUUUAACUCCUAGACCACGGUGGGAGCAGUGUGCAGACGUAUUUGGUAGCAGAGAUCGUUGUUCUGAGCUCUUUGAGGACACUUCAAGUCAAAAGAAACUAGAGCUAUUGCUGAAUGAGUUAAACAGCAUUAGCCUGGAGCAGAAAGACUUCCUUACUGGACUGGGUACUUCCAGUGAUGUUCCCAUCUACCUGCGCUAUGAGGGGCAACUGAAGAACCUCAGAUUAAAAAAGACUGAUGUUAUUAGAGUUCUAAAGGACAUAUGGAGAGAGAAAGCAUCCGAAAAUGAGAAGAUGGAUGAAAGAAGCGAUCUAAAUGAGUUUCUGCACCAGUAUUUGUUAAAGCACCAUGGUGAGAGGGCAGGACAGUGGGCUUACAGCCUACUUGAUGGCAUCAAGCGAUAUCUAGAAGAUGACUUUAUUUGUCUCUUCUAUGACAUUCUCCAAGGCAAGGUGGAUGAAAGUGUGUAUCAUGGCCAGACUGAUGUACAGUCUUGUCUACUCAAAGUGCUCAUACAGUGUGACAGUACUGAGAGUGGAUUGCUGAGUACACCCCAAUUCAGUGAGGCUCUGAGAAUUGCUUUCCCCCUGAAAGGAGAUCAGGAAAUAGAGGAACUGGUGCUGGCUGCUCAGUCAGAACUGCAGACCAACGGAGGAAGCAUUGCGUAUCAAAGGCUGUACAUUGAGGACACAGAUGGAAAGCAAAGUGAUUUCCUGGGUCUCGUAAAAAAGCAGGCUAUGGCUGAGAGGCAACAGUAUAUCAGCCAGCUGAGGGAGCGACUGAAAGGCAAGGGGGAAGUGGGAGUGGAGGAUUUAAGAGCUGUUUUCAAGAAAAUCGAUCCUAGACUGGACUCUGAGACCUUGUCAAGUUAUUUAAGCACAGCAUUUCAAACUAAAGAGCUGCAUGAACACACAGCACGUCUGGACACUGAGGUUGCGUUACAGCGUCUCUCUGUAACUAAUGUAAACAGGGCAGGACAUAUGCCUCAGUCAGAAUAAUUCAUCCACACACAUUUCACAUGUAUAAAAGGAAUCUUAGAUUUAAACCUAAUUAAGGAAAUAUAUGGGAUAAUAUUACAUUUUCAAUUAAAAAAUAAUAAAUUCAAGGUCUAGUUUUCAAUUUUUCUGAGUUUUUAAUGUUUAUUUAAAUUAACAAUUUAGGUUUGGCAAAUGUCAUGCUCCCCUGAUCUUUGGUGGCCUGGAAAGUGUCUAUAAAGUGACUGGCAGAAGGCACAUUCAAACACAAACAAGCAUUCUGAGAAAGUCAGAAUGUCAGUUUUCCAUAUGGGUUUUUUCAGGGAAAUUAUCCACCAAAGCCAAUGCUUAAUUCAUAUUCUGAAAUUCGUAAUCCUUAUGUACAACUGAACAUUAUAAAUUGGACUGUGAAAUGGUCAAAUAGUGCUUGACUUUGUUUUUAAUGUUUUACAUUACCAAACAGUUUUGUUCACCGUGGCUAAGUUUUCCACGUGCUGCAAAAUAACAAUGUUCAUAGAUAUAGCAUUACUUGCAUGCACCUGCACAUUCAUGUACAGUAGUUAUCCAAGUAUCCAUUCCAUGCAACCCCCAGUGUGGACAUUCACUAUUGUUGCCCAUCCACCUUCAAUGUCCUGUGCAUGCUGAGAUGCUUUUCAAUACACCACAGCUGUAAAAGGGAUUACCGUAUGCUUCCUGGCAACUCAAAGCAGUCCGACCAUUUUCGUCUGACCUCUUUCGUCAACAAGGCAUUUCCACCCACAGAACUGUUGCCUAGGUAAUGUUAUUUGCACCAUUCUGUCUAAAAUCCAGACACUGCUGUGUGUGACAAUCCCAGGGGACCUGGGAUACUCAAACCAACAGGUUCUGAAAUACUUAAACCACAUCACA